Molecule: messenger RNA, 3030 nt
Organism: Nicotiana tabacum (common tobacco)
Lineage: Eukaryota; Viridiplantae; Streptophyta; Magnoliopsida; Solanales; Solanaceae
Product: pentatricopeptide repeat-containing protein At3g61360
Biological process (GO): mitochondrion organization; RNA processing
Cellular component (GO): mitochondrion
Molecular function (GO): protein binding; mRNA binding
Source: RefSeq, a predicted model, not a curated record
AGCACUUUUUGCAACGGCUUACCUACCACAUUCCAGCCUCUUAAAGAAAGACCUUCAAAAUUUACUCUCAAGCCCUAAUAAUCUCUUCUCUCCUUAAAAAAUCGCACAUUUGCUCGUUCUUUGUGUAUAUCAACGGAUUUUGGUAAGAUUGUAAUGAUUUUUCUCGUUUUUAUGGUGAUUAUUAUUGAAACUGCAGAAAGUUCACGUUUUAGCGUUAUUCAAUAACCUUUUGAUUUGGCUGAUUUUCGAUUUGUAAGUUUGCUUGUUGAUCUGUUUGUAUUAUGUGUAUAUAGCGUAUGCUAUUUAUUUUUUGUAUUAAGCAACUGUCAGCUCAUCUAGAUAGGAUAAGGUAUUGUUGUUAGCUUUCUCGUAUUGAUUGAAGUGCAGAACUUUGACUUUGUUACUUGAAAUGGUGGUCGUGCUUUCUAAACGAAUAAAUAAAUUAGGUCAAGUUUUUCGAGUUGUUGGACAGCUAAAGGAUCACUUUUGGUCAAGUAGUUGGCUACAUUCAGUUUCAGAAACAAAAGAUGACAUUGAAACAAUUGCUAGAAUCAUCAAUGACCACCCUUUUCCUGUUCAGCCAUUGCAACCAACACUUAAACUUCAUAUCUCUCCGAGUGUUUUGUCUGCCAAGUUUGUUGAAAAUGUCCUAGGUCGCCUAUUUGCAGCACAUGCAAAUGGACUUAAAGCAUAUGAAUUUUUUGAGUUCUGCCUCCGCCAUUCUGAAUACAGUCCAACCUCAGAUGCAUUUGAGAAGACACUUCACAUACUAGCAAGAAUGCGUUAUUUUGAUAAAGUUUGGGAACUAAUGAAGAAAAUUCAACAGCUACACCCGUCCUUGCUCACUCUUAAGUCAUUGAGCAUCGUGCUAUCAAGAAUAGCAAAACAUCAAUCCUAUGAAGAUGCCCUUGAAGCGUUUGAAAAGAUGGAGAAGCAUUUAUUCCCUGCGAAGAAAUUUGGCACUGAAGAGUUCAAUAUUCUUCUUCGAGCAUUUUGCACGCAGAGGCAGAUGAAAGAAGCUCGUUCGAUAUUCAACAAACUCCACUCAAGGUUCCCACCUGAUACAAAGACAAUGAAUAUCUUGCUUUUGGGAUUCAAGGAAUCAGGGGAUAUUACUGCGGUAGAGUUAUUUUACCAUGAGAUGGUUAAAAGAGGGUUUAAGCCUAAUAACGUAACGCACGGUAUAAGAAUCGACGCUUACUGUAAGAAAGGUCAUCUUGGUGAUGCUUUGAAACUAUUUGAAGAAAUGGAGAGGGUAAAUUGCUUGCCCACAGUUCAGACGAUAACAACUUUGAUUCAUGGAGCAGGAAUUGCUCGUAAUAUAGCUAAAGCAAAAGAACUUUUCAAUGAAAUUUACAAGAGAAAUUUGCAACCAGAUACUGGGGCCUAUAAUGCCCUUGUGAGUUCUCUUAUCAAAUCCAGGGAUGUUAAAUCUGCAGCAGGCUUAAUGGAAGAGAUGGAGGAGAAAAAUAUUGAGCUUGACCAUUUAACUUACCACACUAUGUUCUGGGGAUUGAUAAGAUCAAAAGAUGUUGGCGGUGUCAUUGAUCUUUACGAAAAGAUGAUCGACAAAAAUUUCUUGCCUAAGGCACGUACUGUUGUGACGCUGAUGAAAUUCUUCUGUGAGAACCGCAGACUUGAUCUGGGCUUAAGUUUAUGGAAUUACCUGAUGGAUAAAGGGCACUGUCCACACUGCCAUUCUCUGGAAAUUUUGGUCACCGGAUUGUGUUCCCGUGGGAGAGUUGAAGAAGCAUUUGAGUGCUCUGAGGAAAUGUUGAAGAGGGGUAGGCACAUGAGUGAGCUAGUGUAUCAGAUGUUGAAGAGGUCUCUCUUACAGCUGGGGGAGGAGGAAAAGUUACAGAAGCUGUACGAAAUGACAAAGAGGUUAGAAAUGAUAUUGCCUCCUUAUGGACAAACAAUUGGGCACAGCCUAGGUGCAGAUCUAGAAGUAAGGAAUUUUUCCUAGAAAAGAGGUGAUCGCACUUCUUACAGGUUUGUUAUUCGGUUUAGUCCUUAUUUUGUGGAUCUAUAGAACUUACUUUGAUGACUUACCUUCAUAUGGGACACUUUAUGCAGUCACUGCAGUGCUACAUAAGAUGCACAUAACUGUUAGAAAGUAAAAUUUUGGCGGUGCCGUCUAAAACUAAAAGUUGGCUAGUUGUCAUGGAAGGAGUAUUGAUUGCAGUGCUACGUGAGAUGCAUAUCGCUGUUAGAAAGCAACAUUUUGGCAGUGCCGCCUAAUAGCACAACCUGUGGAAGUUGGCUAAUUGUCACGGAAGGAAUAUUGGCUUUUUAUGUACGUGCCAAGCACGCUAAGAUCCCAUCACAAGCAACUGGGAAGGAUCUAAAACUAAAGUUGAAUUGGUACUUUGAUUUCUGUAUGCCGAGUGGCCCAGCUCGUGGAAGAGGAGGUGCUACAUCUGUUACUAGUCUCGGGAUUCUAGUCAAGGGGCGGCCGUGGUGGUUUUAGAAAUGCACCUGGGCACGGUCGUGGUCGAGGUCAGGUCAACGGUAGGGCAAGCAACAAGGGUGCUAAGAAGUCAGCUGAGGAACUUGACAAGGAGCUGGAUAGCUACCAUGCCAGUGCUGAAGCCAUGCAGACUUAAUGGUACCAACUCUUAUUGUAUGAUGUUAGACAGCUAAAAAAGAAAGCUGCAAAGGAAGAGUGCCAACAACUUAACGAGCAAUCUCAACAGAAGUCUAUGUUCUCUGAUGUAAAACUUUCAACGAUUACUUUUUGGAUAUUCUAUGCUGGUUUGUUUUGUGUCAAUCUUUCAUUUAGAGUUGAUAAGCAAAAUUAUUUGAAGGGGAACUUUGUUAAAGGGCAGCUUUGGCGUAACAGGUAAAGUUGGUGUCAUGUGACCAGGAGGUCAUUGAUUCGAGCCGUGAAAAUAGCCUCUUGCAGAAAUGAGAGCAUAGCUGGAGCUUAGAGCUUAGUGCACUAAGCUGCUCUUUUAAGCAAAAUUAUAAGAUGGUAUUAUAUCUGUGAUGGACUUUCCAUCUGAAAGAAAAGUUUUCUUUCUGAAUUUA